CGAGGCUGGGAGCCCAGCAAGAGGAGGCACCAUGCUCUUGGCUAGAGAUUUACUCCAUCCGUCCUUGGAAGACGUAAAGAAAAAGCAUAAAAAGAAACGGCUAGUUCAAAGUCCAAAUUCUUAUUUUAUGGAUGUAAAAUGUCCAGGUUGCUACAAGAUUACCACGCUUUUCAGCCAUGCUCAGACAGUGGUUCUUUGUGUAGGCUGUUCCACAGUGCUGUGCCAACCUACAGGAGGGAAAGCCAGGCUUACAGAAGGUUGUUCCUUUAGAAGAAAACAACACUAAUGAUCUAUACAACUUUCU
This is a messenger RNA of Dipodomys spectabilis (banner-tailed kangaroo rat), 304 nucleotides long. Its product is annotated as 40S ribosomal protein S27-like. Gene Ontology annotation, cellular component: ribosome; cytosolic small ribosomal subunit. The record is from RefSeq and is a predicted model, not a curated record. NCBI's taxonomy places the organism in Eukaryota, Metazoa, Chordata, Mammalia, Rodentia, Heteromyidae. Bases 32 to 286 code for a protein of 84 amino acids. The transcript has 2 exons. Gene Ontology annotation, biological process: translation; ribosomal small subunit assembly. Gene Ontology annotation, molecular function: structural constituent of ribosome; RNA binding.